This is a messenger RNA of Cheilinus undulatus (humphead wrasse), 9317 nucleotides long. It is a transcript of the gene flnba, whose product is annotated as filamin-B. NCBI's taxonomy places the organism in Eukaryota, Metazoa, Chordata, Actinopteri, Labriformes, Labridae. The record is from RefSeq and is a predicted model, not a curated record. The coding region runs from base 176 to 8014 and encodes 2612 amino acids. Gene Ontology annotation, molecular function: actin filament binding. The transcript is spliced from 49 exons. Gene Ontology annotation, biological process: actin cytoskeleton organization.
CGCAGCAGGAGCCAGCAUUUUCUCCCUGAGUUCAGAAAAAAACUUAAACCAACUUCAGGCUGCACCGAGGAAACACCGCGAGGACACGACGCACGAGAACCGGCCAACUUUGUGUCACCUUUACCUUUAGUUUGAUCCAGAACCGCUAGAGAAACUUCCACAAUCAGCCUGUAAGAUGCCGGCCACAGAGAAGGAACUGGCUGAGGACGCUCCGUGGAAGAAGAUCCAGCAGAACACCUUCACCCGAUGGACCAACGAGCACCUGAAGUGCGUCAACAAGCGGAUACAUGACCUGCAGGUGGACCUGGGCGACGGCCUGAGGCUCGUGGCGCUGCUGGAGGUUCUCAGCCAGAAGAAGAUGUACAGAAAGUACCACGCCAGGCCCAAUUUCAGGCAGAUGAAGCUGGAGAAUGUGUCCGUGGCUCUGGAGUUCAUUGAUAAGGAGAACAUCAAGCUGGUCUCCAUAGACUCUAAAGCCAUCGUGGAUGGGAACCUGAAGCUGAUCCUGGGUCUGAUCUGGACUCUGAUUCUCCACUACUCCAUCUCCAUGCCCAUGUGGGAGGGCGAGGAUGAAGAGGAUGCAGAGUCAAAGACACCUAAACAACGUCUGCUGGGAUGGAUCCAGAACAAAGUCCCUGACAUGCCGAUCACCAACUUCAGCCAGGACUGGAAGACUGGGCAAGCACUGGGAGCACUGGUGGACAGCUGUGCUCCAGGUCUGUGUCCAGACUGGGAGACCUGGGAUCAAACCAAACCAAAAGAAAAUGCCACUGAAGCCAUGCAGCUGGCUGACGACUGGCUGGGCAUCCCACAGGUGAUCACUCCCGAAGAGAUUGUUAAUCCCAAUGUGGAUGAACAGUCAGUGAUGACGUACCUGUCUCAGUUCCCUAAAGCCAAACUGAAGCCUGGAGCUCCACUCAAACCCAAACUCAACCCGAAGAAGGCCCGGGCCUACGGACCAGGUAUUGAACCGACAGGAAACAGGGUUUUACGUCCUGCCGUGUUCACAGUGGACACGUUCAGCGCCGGUCAGGGUCAGGUCACCAUCUAUCUGGAUCAUCCAGACGGCACCAGAGAGGAGCUGAAAGCCGAGCCAAAUGAGGGGAAGAAGACGUUCAGUGUCACCUAUGUCCCUCAAGUCAUGGGACCUCACAAAGUGACGGUGCUGUUUGCAGGCCAGGAGAUUCCCAAAAGUCCGUUUGAGGUGAAUGUGGACAAAGCGCUCGGCGACGCCUCAAAGGUCACAGCCAAAGGCCCUGGAAUCGAACCCGUGGGCAACGUCGCCAACAAACCAACCUACUUUGACAUCUACACUGCAGGAGCGGGCACCGGGGACGUGACCGCGAUGAUCAAAGAUCCUGCAGGCCGUCAGAACAGCGUGGAGGUGAUGAUGGAGGAUAAAGGCGACAGCGUGUAUCACUGCACCUACAAACCCACACAGGCCGGGCCGCACACAGUGACCGUCACCUUUGGAGGGGUCGGGAUCCCCAAAAGCCCCUUCUGCGUGGAUGUGGGACCAGCCUGUAUGCCCAGUGCCUGCAGAGCGACAGGUCGAGGUCUCCAGCCGUCAGGACUCAGGGUCAAACAGGUCGGAGACUUCAAGGUGGACACCAAAAACGCCGGCAGUGGAGACCUGAAGGUCAUCGUCAAAGGGCCAAAGGGCAUUGAGGAGCCGGUGAAGCAGAUCAGUAGUCAGGACGGCGUGUACUCCUAUGAGUAUUACCCCAACAGUCCUGGCAAAUACACCGUGACCAUCACCUGGGGGGGUCAGCAGAUCCCUAAGAGCCCGUUUGAAGUGACGGUGGGUCGGGAGGCAGGGCCUCAGCAAAUCAGGGCCUGGGGUCCAGGUCUAGAGGGAGGCGUUGUGGGUAAACCUGCUGCCUUUGUUGUGGAGUCCACCGGCACAGAUGUGGGCGUGCUGGGUUUUGCCAUCGAGGGACCGUCUCAGGCUAAAAUCGAGUGUGAGGAUCAGAACGACGGCUCCUGCGACGUCCGUUAUUGGCCGACAGAACCCGGAGAAUACGCCGUCCAUGUGACCUGUGACGAGGAGGACAUCGAACACAGCCCCUUCAUGGCGCUCGUUGUCCCUGACGACAACGCCAACCAUCCAGACAAGAUUAAAGCUUACGGUCCAGGGCUCGAGAAAACUGGCUGCCUGGUCAACACGCCUGCUGAGUUCACCGUCGACGCUAAGGAUGCUGGGAAAGGACCUCUGAAGAUCGUAGCUCAGGAUGCAGAGGGACUCCCUGUGGAGGUGAAGGUGAGGAGUAAAAGCGACGGCCUCUACUCCUGCUCCUACACACCAAACUCUCCUCUCAAACACACCGUGUCUGUCGCCUGGGGAGGAGUCAGUGUCCCCAACAGCCCCUUCAGGGUGAACGUGGGUAAAGGCAGCCACCCCAAAAUGGUGAAAGUAUUCGGUCCCGGAGUGGAGGCGACCGGACUGAAGGCCAACGAGCCCACACACUUCACCGUGGACUGUUCCGGAGCUGGAGACGGUGAUGUCAGUGUUGGCAUUAAGUGCGACGCCAACAUGGUCGGAGACAAAGAGGCUGACGUGGAUUUCGACAUCAUCCCCAACGCCAAUGACACGUUCACUGUCAAAUACAUCCCUCCCGCUGCUGGAAGGCUCACCGUUAAAGUCCUCUUCACUGACAAGGAAGUCCCUCAGAGUCCGUUUAGCGUCAAAGUCGACCCUUCCCAUGAUGCCUCAAAAGUGAAAGCAGAAGGACCUGGACUGGCCCCCACUGGUAUAGAGAGCGGUAAACCCACUCACUUCACAGUGCUGACUAAAGGAGCAGGGAAAGCACCGCUCGAUGUUUCCUUCUCCUCUCCUGUCAAAGACUUUGACAUCAUCGACAACUAUGACUACUCCCAGACCGUCAAGUACACACCUGCACAACAGGGGGACAUGACCAUCGCAGUGAAGUUUGGGGGAGAUCCCAUCGCAAAGAGUCCCUUCAAGGUCGACAUCGCCGCCCCGCUGGAUCUAAACAAAGUCAAUGUAGACAACAUGGACGGAAGAGUGGAAGUCAACCAGGAGCAGGAGUUCAUGGUGGAUACGAAGGGUGCAGGAGGUCAGGGACAACUGGAGGUGGCAGUGCUCAGUCCCAGUCAGCGGGCCGUGCCCUGUAAGGUGGAGCCCAAGCCAGGUAAAGCCGGGGUCAGUAGGGUCCGCUACACCCCAACAGAAGAGGGGGUCCACUCUGUCAAUGUGUCCUACGAUGGACACCCCGUCCCAGGGAGCCCCUUCCCUGUGGAGGCCCAGCUUCCUCCAGAUCCGAGCAAGGUGAAGGCGUUCGGUCCGGGAUUAAAAGGAGGUCUGGUGGGAAACCCUGCAGAGUUCACCAUCGACACCAAAGGCGCCGGUACCGGAGGUCUGGGUCUGACUGUGGAGGGGCCGACAGAGGCGAAGAUCGAGUGUUCAGACAACGGAGACGGCACCUGCUCUGUCUCCUACCUGCCCACAGAGCCUGGAGACUACCUGGUUAACAUCCUGUUUGAGGAGGUCCACAUCCCAGGAUCGCCAUUCAAAGCUGACAUCCAGAUGCCGUUUGAUCCUUCUAAGGUGGUGGCCUCGGGGUCGGGACUGAAGAGAGCGAAGGUUGGAGAAACCAGUGUGGUGAAUGUGGACUGUUCCCGAGCCGGACCAGGAGAGCUCAGCCUGGAGGCGGCACUUGAUACGCCACCAACCAGUCCCACUGGCUCUGCACCACGAUCAGGUGCUAAAGCAAAGACUGAGGUGGUGGACAACAAAGACGGGACCUUCACGGUGACCUAUGUCCCUCUGAGCUCCGGCAUGUACACUCUGAUGCUGAAGUACGGAGGAAAGGCCGUACCUGGGUUCCCCGCUAAAGUCAUGGCUGAUCCUGCCGUCGACACCUCCAAGGUCAAAGUGUUUGGACCUGGAGUGGAGGGAAAAGGUGUUUUCAGAGAAGCCACCACAGCGUUCACUGUAGAUGCCAGUCCUCUGACCCGUCGUGGAGGAGACCAUUUAAAGGCGGAGGUCAAGAACCCGUCCGGAGCGCUGACGGAUUGUGAGAUCACUGAUAAUGGAGAUGGGACCUACGGUGUCGAGUACACGCCUUUUGAGAACGGAGCCCACAGCAUCCAGGUUCUGUAUGACGGCACUCCAGUUCCGAAGAGCCCGUUCAGGGUUUCUGUGUCAGAGGGAUGUGACCCCAGCAGGGUGGUAGCUACAGGCCCCGGACUCCAGCAAGCUCUGACUGAAAAACCAAACAACUUUAACAUCAUCACAAGGGGUGCAGGUAUCGGUGGUCUGGGCAUCACAGUGGAGGGUCCCUCCGAGUCAAAAAUGUCCUGCAAAGACAACAAAGAUGGCAGCUGUAGCGUGGAGUACGUCCCUUUCACGCCUGGCCUCUACGACGUCAACAUCACCUACGGGGGCGAGCACAUCCCAGGAAGUCCAUUCAAGGUCCCAGUGACGGACGUGGUCGAUCCCAGUAAGGUCAAGGUGUCCGGUCCAGGUGUGGGGUCAAGUGUGAGGGCUAAUAUCCCACAAUCCUUCACUGUGGACUGCAAGAAGGCUGGCGUGGCUCCGUUGGCUGUGGCCGUCACCGCUCCUAAAGGCGUCUCAGAACCCGUGGAGGUGACGGACAACGGGGACGGGACCCACUCUGUGUCCUACACGCCGUCUCUGGAAGGGCCGUACUCUGUGGCCGUCAAGUAUGGAGAGGAGAACGUCCCACGCAGUCCCUUCAAGUUUCGGGUUCUACCGACUCACGAUGCCAGCAAAGUGAAGGCCAGCGGUCCCGGUCUUACCACCGGAGUCCCGGCUAGCUUCCCCGUUGAGUUCAAUAUCGACGCCAAGGACGCCGGCCAGGGCCAACUGAGCGUGCUCAUUACUGACCCGGACGGUAACCAGAAGCAGGCCACUAUCCACGACAACGGCGACGGUACAUACCGGGUGUCUUACAUCCCAGACCGCACUGGCAGGUACACCAUUGUGAUCAAGUAUGGCGGUGAUGAGAUCCCAGCUUCGCCCUACAGAGUCCGAGCAACGGCAUCUGGAGACGCCAGCAAAUGCACCGUCACUGGUCCUGGAGUGGGUCCCACGGUGGCCAUCGGCGCAGAGCUGGGUCUGGUUGUGAAUGCUAAGGGUGCUGGGAAAGGAAAGGUGAGCUGUGUUGUUGUUCAGCCUGACGGCAGCGAGGUGGAGGCUGAGGUGAUGGAGAACGAGGACGGCACCUUUGACAUCUUCUACACCGCUCCGGCUCCUGGGAACUACGUCAUCUACGUGCGCUUCGGAGGAGAAAACAUCCCACGCAGCCCCUUCAAAGUCAUGGCCACUGAUGAGGUACCCAUGAUUCAAGAGCAGACUCUCCAGCAGCAGGCCGCCCCGCCUGGAGCUGGCUUCCAGCCCUGGGUGACGUCAGAGCCAAUCAGGGGCAGCGUGAACGGCAGCGGCUUCAGACCGUUUGACAUGGUGAUCCCGUUCUCCUUCAGAAAGGGGGAGAUCACAGGUGAGGUGUUGAUGCCUUCAGGUAAAUCUGCUCAGCCGCUGAUCACAGACAACUUGGACGGGACGGUCACGGUGCAGUACUCGCCCACUGAGGCCGGCCUUCAUGAGAUGCACAUCAAAUACAACGGCACGCACAUCCCAGAGUCUCCUCUUCAGUUCUACGUCAAUCAUGCCAGCAGUGCCAAUGUCACGGCCUACGGUCCUGGUCUGAGCUAUGGCGUUGCCAACAAGACCGCCACAUUCACCGUCUUCACAGACGACGCCUCUGAAGGCGGUCUAGACUUGGCGAUUGAGGGACCAUCCAAAGCAGAGAUCAGCUGUGUGGACAAUAAAGACGGGACGUGCAGCGUCAGCUACCUGCCCACUCUGCCCGGAGACUACAACAUCCUGGUCAAAUACAACGACGAGCACAUCGCAGGAAGCCCGUUCACCGCCAAGAUCACCGAUGAUAACCAGCGUCGCUCUCAGAUCAAACUGGGCUCGGCUGCAGAUUUCUCUCUGGACAUCAACGAGACCGACCUGAGCCUGCUGACCGCCAGCAUCAAGGCGCCGUCCGGCCGUGACGAGCCCUGCCUGCUGAAGAGGAUGGCCAACAACCACAUCGGCAUUUCCUUCAUCCCUCGGGAGGUGGGAGAACACAUUGUCAGCAUCUUAAAGAACGGCCGUCACGUCGCCAACAGUCCCAUCCCCAUCAUGGUCAUCCAGUCUGAGAUCGGAGACGCCAGCCAAGUCAAAGUCCACGGGGACGGCCUGGCCCAGGGGACGACCUUCACUGAUGCCAGCUUCGUGGUCGACACACGGGAGGCCGGUUAUGGCGGUCUGGCUCUGGCCAUUGAGGGCCCCAGUAAAGUUGACAUCCAGACAGAGGACAUCGAGGAUGGGACAUGUGGAGUCACAUACUGUCCAACUGAACCUGGAAACUACAUCAUCUCGAUCCGCUUUGCAGAGGAACAUGUCCCAGGAAGUCCGUUCACCGUGCGGGUGACAGGAGAAGGUCGCAUUCGAGAGAGCAUCACCCGAAGACAGAGAGCAGCUUCUGUUGCCAGCGUGGGGAGUGUUUGUGACCUCAGUCUGAAGAUACCAGCCAUCGACAUGAAGGAUGUCACCGCUGAGGUCACCUCCCCCUCUGGAGCCACACAGUCUGCCGAGCUGGUUGCCAUGGGUAAAGACACCUACUGCGUGCGCUUUGUACCGACAGAGAUGGGCGUGCACAGAGUGAGCGUGAGGUACAGGGGCGUGCAUGUGCCCGGCAGUCCCUUCCAGUUUACGGUGGGACCUCUUGGAGAGGGCGGGGCUGCAAAGGUGAGAGCAGGAGGGCCAGGACUGGAGGGAGCGCUGGCAGGAGAACCAGCUGAAUUCAGUAUCUGGACCAGGGAAGCCGGCGCCGGUGGAUUAGCCAUCGCCGUAGAGGGACCAAGCAGGGCAGAGAUCUCCUUCGACGACCGCAAAGAUGGAUCCUGUGGGGUUUCUUACAUCACCCAGGAGCCUGGUGAUUACGAGAUUUCAGUCAAGUUCAACGACCAGCACGUGCCUGACAGCCCCUACCUGGUUCCCGUGGUUGCUCCGGCGAACGACGCUCGCCGCCUCACUGUUACCGGUCUUCAGGAGUCUGGUCUGAAGGUGAAUCACCCAGCAUCCUUUGCAGUGCGUCUGAACGGAGCACAGGGAAAGAUGACGGCCAAAGUCCACAGCCCCUCUGGAGCUCUGGAGGAGUGCGCCGUCACCGAGCUGGAAAAAGACAAAUACGCCGUGCGCUUCAUCCCCAGAGAGAACGGUAUCCACACCAUCGAUGUCAAGUUUAACGGCUCCCACAUACCAGGAAGUCCCUUCCAGGUCCGAGUCGGGGAACCAGGCCAGACUGGAGAGCCUGGUCUGGUGUCAGCAUAUGGAGCUGGACUGGAAAGAGGCACAACAGGUACUCAGUCAGAGUUCAUCAUUAACAACACUAAAGCAGGCCCCGGGGCCCUGGGCGUAACCAUCGAGGGUCCGUCCAAAGUGAAGAUGGACUGUCAGGAGAUCCCAGAGGGCUACAAGGUGCAGUACACGCCCAUGGCACCUGGAAACUACCAGAUCAGCAUCAAAUAUGGAGGGCCCAACCACAUCAGUGGCAGUCCCUUUAAGGCCACAGUCACAGGUCCUCGUCUGGUCAAUGUGACCAACGCCAGCGAAACUUCGACACUAACGGUUGAUCCGGCUUUAAGGGCAUCCAGCAGCAGCUUCACUCAGUGUGCCAUGCCACGGCCAGGCGAGUCUGACGCCAGCAAGGUCCAGAGCCGAGGCCCCGGACUCAGCAAGGCCUUUGUGGGCCAGAGGAGCAGCUUCUCUGUCGACUGCAGCAAGGCGGGUAAGAACAUGCUCCUGGUGGGCGUCCACGGCCCUCAGGUCCCCUGCGAGGAGGUCCUGGUCAAACACCUGGGUAACCUGCAGUACAACGUUAGCUACAUCCUGAAGGAGCGAGGAAACUACAUCCUGGUGGUAAAGUGGGGCGAGGACCACAUCCCAGGCUCCCCUUUCCACGUCACCGUCCCAUGAUGCACCGGCUGGCACUCCUCUUGCUUCAUUUUGAAUCCCUGUUUGAGAGGACAAAUGAGCAGCGCUGCAAAGGACUGUCCCAAUAACACUUGCUUCAUAACGCUUUCCGUGCUAAUGCUUUCAAAUCAGAAUGCUGGACUUUGACGAGUAGCACAGCCUUUCAAACGGCCCUUUAAAAACAGUCGAGACAAAACGACCACAGCUGAGAAUGUAUUACGUUAGAUAAACGCAGUGAAUCAGGGAGGGGAGGUGGACGGAGUGGUGCAUGAGAUCAUUUGGUCUAAAGAUGUCAUUUUCACCCCAUAUUUUCCAAUGGCAUAUUUUGCACUUGACGAUAGUUUCAAAAAAAUAAGUAAAUAAAUAAAGAUUGCUGGGUUUGCAUGAGUUAUAAAAACGAUGGUUUGGAUUUGGUGGAGCUAAACCUUUCAGUGCUCACAUUUUAAAAAUAACCAGAAUUACGAGGCACUUUUGAGGCUCAUAUUUUAAAAGUAAGGGGGACAUUUUCCUGGAUUUUUACGGUGUUUGGGUGUGAAAAGGCAGCCAAAGGACCAGCUGAGUUCUUGGGUUGUCUUUCAAAGGGAACCAGCCAAAAUAAAGACCAAAUCUGUGCAGCUCUUCAAAGAUUCACAGCGUUGUCAAACAUCUCAUCAUGACGGGAAAACUGGACGUCUUUGUGUGCCCAUUGUUUGAUGUUUUAGGAUGAUGACUGGUUCAGAUUAGCUGAAACAGGAAGUGUCUAACUGUACACAACUACUGAUGUGUGUUAUUGAUUUUUGCUCUUGAAUGUUGCUUCCCAGGAUCUCAUUAAAGUUCAUGAUGUUGCCAAAAUAAGUCAGUGACUGUUAAAGCUGCCUUCACACUACUGAAUCCUGCACUGUACAACAGACUACUCAGAGUGGUGGGUUCAAUGCUGUUUCCUGUUGUCCUUCCAGCUGUGUUUUCACAUGAAUAGAUCUGACCUUUAACCCUUUGGCUCAUUUUUGAUCCGUUCAAAUUUAACCAAAGUCUUUCAUUCGUCAUUUCUCCACCAGUGAGCCUCUAAAGUAAAACAAUAAAUCUGAUGAAUAUCAGAACUGAGCUGCAGAUUGGAGGUCAGAUUUCUGGUUUGUGUGUAAAUCCUGUAGAAGUCAGGAUGAAUCUGUCUGUCUCUAGCUGUUUCCUAAUCAUUGCAACUUUUGAUACUUAAGGGAUAAGUGGAUUUUUGUAAGGGGAAAUAAAUAAAUUCUCAUUUUGUAUUUGGGAAUGGGUGUUUUAAUGUGACACUAAAACAUGAGAUGAUGUACAUUUGAUAAUUAAAAACAAC